AUGGCCGCGGGCUGCGGGAGAUGCUUCGGGGCCUUCCUCCUCUUCCUGGCACUGACCAGCUUCCUGCUGACCAGCUUUCUGCACCUGGACGUGGGGCUGCUCACUCCCCUGCUGGAGGGCCAGGCCGAGGGGCCGCCCGUGACCAACAUCAUGUUCCUGAAGACGCACAAGACCGGCAGCAGCACGGUGCUCAACAUCCUCUUCCGCUUUGCCGAGACGCACGGGCUGUCGGUGGCCCUGCCCAGCGGCCAGCGCUUCCACCUGGGCUACCCUUGGCUCUUCCUGGCGCAUUACGUGGAGGGCGUGGGGGAGGCCGGCAGCCCCCAGCGGCGCUUCAACAUCCUGUGCAACCACCUGCGGUUCAACCUGCCGGAGGUGCAGAAGGUCGUGGCCAACGACACCUUCUACUUCUCCAUCCUCAGAAACCCCGUGUCCCAGCUGGAGUCCGCCUUCGCCUACUACCAGGGCUACGUGCCCGCCUUCAGGGCCGCGGGCAGCCUGGAGGCCUUCCUGGCCGCGCCCUGGACCUACUACAACGCGAGCCGCAGCCUGCGCAACGCGCACGCCCGCAACAACAUGUGGUUCGACCUGGGCUUCGACCCCGACGCGCCGGCCGAGGAGCGCUACGUGCGCGCGCGCCUGGCCGAGGCCGAGCGGCGCUUCCCGCUGGUGCUGAUCGCCGAGCACUUCGACGAGUCGCUGGUGCUGCUGCGGCGCCUGCUGCGCUGGCGGCUGGACGACGUGGUGGCCUUCAGGCUCAACGCGCGCGGCCCGGGCGGCGCCCGCCUGUCCCCCGAGGGCCGCGAGCGCGCGCGGCGCUGGUGCGCGCUGGACUGGCGCCUGUACCAGCACUUCAACCGCACCUUCUGGGCGCGCGCGCUGGCCGCUGGGCCCCGCCGGCUGCGCGCGGACGUGGCGCGGCUGCGGGCGCGGCGGCGCGAGCUCGAGGCCCUGUGCCUGCAGGACGGCGCGCCCCAGGGCCCCGCGCGCAUCGCCGACCCGCGCCUGCGCCCCUACCAGUCCGGCCCGGCGGGCAUCCUGGGCUACAACCUCCGGCCGGGGCUGGGCCCGCGGGCGCGGCGGCGCUGCCAGAGCAUGGCCACGCCCGAGCUGCAGUACAUGGCGCGCCUGUACGCCCGGCAGUUCCCGGAGAAGCCGCCCAAGACCAUCCCCUUCCUGGAGGACUAG
This is a messenger RNA of Talpa occidentalis (Iberian mole), 1188 nucleotides long. It is a transcript of the gene GAL3ST2, whose product is annotated as galactose-3-O-sulfotransferase 2. Gene Ontology annotation, molecular function: galactosylceramide sulfotransferase activity. Gene Ontology annotation, biological process: glycolipid biosynthetic process; glycoprotein biosynthetic process. Gene Ontology annotation, cellular component: membrane. The record is from RefSeq and is a predicted model, not a curated record. Lineage: Eukaryota; Metazoa; Chordata; Mammalia; Eulipotyphla; Talpidae.